CCGAGAUCGUAGGAAACACACAACCCAAAUCGGGGGUUUCUAUUCAAAGCCAGCUGGUCUGGCUUUAUCACAUGCAGGACAUUUAUUUUAGGCCAUUUGUUGGUAUUCUUUUUUAUUUAUUUGGUUAACUAUCUCUUUUGUUUUCAUUUCUUUUUUAAACUUUUGAACUUUUUUAGUUGAGCUGGGCCUUAGCUGGUGCUGCGAGGUGUAACUUCCUGGGGAAGCAGAGAAACGGCACGGGUGCCAACCUGAGACAACCUCAAGCAUUGUGAACACUGAAAGGACCUAUCUAAUGAAUCGCUGACAUACAGCAAAGAAAGCUACAGGACUGAAGGCACACGAGACGGCAAAAGAAGGAACAUUGAACGUGGUACGGAUGCUGAAAUCUUUGAGUUGAUUGGAACAAAUAGAAAGCAGAAAAAAGACAGAUAAAGGAAGAGCCGAAGAUUGAAGAGAAAGAAGAAGAAAGAGGACAGAGAAGAAAGCAUAAAGUUCUUUAGAAAGAGGAGAGAAAGAAAGAGACGGGGACGAUGGGGAGGAAAAAGAUUCAGAUCACGCGGAUUAUGGAUGAACGCAACAGACAGGUGACAUUUACAAAGCGAAAGUUUGGCCUGAUGAAGAAGGCGUAUGAGCUGAGUGUGCUGUGUGACUGUGAGAUUGCCCUGAUCAUCUUCAAUAGCACCAACAAGCUGUUCCAGUAUGCCAGCACAGACAUGGACAAGGUCCUGCUUAAAUACACCGAGUACAACGAGCCCCAUGAGAGCAGGACCAACUCCGAUAUUGUGGAGACAUUGAGAAAGAAGGGCCUAAAUGGCUGUGACAGCCCAGACCCCGACGCAGACGACUCGGUCGGCCACAGCCCCGAGUCCGAAGACAAGUACAGGAAAAUAAACGAGGACAUUGAUCUGAUGAUCAGCAGACAGAGACUUUGUCAGGCCGUGCCCCAAUCGAACUAUGACAUGUCUGUGUCCAUUCCCGUUAGCAACCAGAACAAUCUCAUUUACAGCCAUCCCGGUGGUUCCCUUGGCAACCACAACCUGUUGCCACUUGCGCACCAUGGCCUACAGAGAAACAGCAUGUCCCCCGGAGUUACACACAGACCCCCCAGUGCAGGUGGCCUCAUGGGUGCUGACCUCACCACUGGCGCAGGCACCAGUGCUGGAAAUGGAUAUGGAAAUCACCGCAACUCGCCCGGUCUGCUGGUCUCUCCUGGUGGCAUGAACAAGAACAUGCAGGCCAAGUCUCCCCCGCCCAUGAACUUAGGCAUGAACAACCGCAAACCUGACCUACGUGUGCUCAUCCCCCCUGGCGUCAAGAACAACAUGCCCUCCAUCUCUGAGGAUGUCGACCUGCUAUUGAACCAGAGAAUAAACAACUCCCAGUCUGCUCAGUCAUUGGCCACCCCAGUGGUAUCAGUAGCAACUCCAACUCUACCAGGACAAGGCAUGGGUGGUUACCCAUCUGCCAUCUCUACUUCAUACGGUACCGAGUAUUCCCUGAAUAGUGCAGACCUGUCCUCCCUGUCUGGCUUCAACAGCGGCAGCUCCCUUCACCUCGGCUCAAUGAGCGGGUGGCAACAGCAACACCUUCAGAACAUGCAGCAUUCAGCCCUCGGCCAGCUAGGAAAUUGCUCUAGCUCUCACUUAUGUCAGGGUUCAAAUCUCUCCCUGCCCUCUGCUCAAAGCCUGCACAUCAAGUCCGAACCUGUUUCUCCUCCUAGAGAUCGCACCAGCAGCACGGGGGGCUACGGUGGGGUGCCCCCCCCUCAGAACCCCUCGUCCCGCCAGGACUCGGGGCGCUCCCCCGUUGAUAGCCUGAGCAGUUGUAGCAGCUCCCAUGAGGGCAGCGACCGUGAUGAGCACAGGAAUGAGUUCCACUCACCUCUGGGACUGGCCCGGCCCUCCCUGGACGAGCGCGAGAGCCCCUCCAUCAAACGGGUGCGCAUGUCAGAAGGAUGGGCAACAUGAUAACCCUGUCCUCUCCCCGGCAAUGCCCCAAGUUGCCCUGAGCCCCCCGACAACGCAGCGUUACGAUGCCCCCACGUCAGCUCCCUCCUCUUUCUCGAUAUCACAAGUCACCCACCACCCAACCCCAUGGCCUCCCUCCUUUUAUCUAUUUAACGCUGAAGGAAAGAAAAGGGACAGCCCUUUUCUAAAAUAUGUUUGUAAUUUCUUUUCCUUUUUUCUUUUCUUUUUGCUGAGUGUGUGUGCUAUACAUAUUGACAUUAUAUAAAGCAGUGGGGUGUUGUAAUGGGGGUUUUGGGGGAGGGUCGGUAUUGGUUGGGAUGGGAUCUUGGGGUAUUUUUGUUGGGGAACUAUGCAUAAAUUGUAUUGUGUGUGGCUAAAAAGAAUCACGUAUGCAUAUAUCUUUACACGUGUGUGUAUGUGUAUAUAUAUGCAUAUCAACAAAUAAACAAAAAAAUAGUCAGGUACUCUGUUUCAUAAAACGUACUUACACUUUGCCUCAGCGAUAUAUCAGUGACUAGAAAAAAAAACAAAAAAAAACAAAUGACCUUGAGAGUGAGUGUGUCCAAUGGAAAACACCUUAGCACUUGAUUUGGACAAACAGUACAUGUGUACAGUGUUGGUUUCAUUGCUAUAUACCUUCUCUGCAGUUCUCCCUUGCAAAAAUGUGUGUUAACAUUAGAUGAUGUCAUGUUGCAGGUUCAACGUAUUUAUGUAAAUAGAGGGUCAAGGGGGGAAGGGCAGGGGUCAAAAGUUGCCAGACAUUACAAGAUUUAUUUACUCACUAAAUGAAAAGCUAUUAUGCAACAUUUGAAGGAUUGUACAGGUAAACAGGCAGACCCAAUGCUAGACGUGUGGAACCUUUGAUAAUUUUAGCGCUCCCAGUAAAGAACGGAGCUGAGUGAGGACCACCCUUUGAUCUAAGAGCUGCGUAGUGUAAUCAAGAAAACUCUGGAUCUAGUAUUAAUAUUCAGUAUUAAUAAACAAAAAAAGGAAAACAAAAUAAAAAACAAUUGUACGAUACACUUGCUUAUAUUUUCAUAUGAAAGGAAUACAAUGCAAAGCAUUUUUGUGGCUUUUUGUAGUUUCUAUAAGCCAGAAUGUGUUUUUUGAUAGCUUUGCUAAUAAGAGAUGGAUAGUUCGCCCAGAGGGGAAAUGACAGGGCUUCGCAGUCCUAAGCCAUGAAAAACAGACUGAGAUCCAAUGCUUUGCUGAACUGUUUUAUCUUUGUAGAGGUUUGUUUUUAAACGUGUAUUUCUAAUUAUAUAUAAUAAUGGUAAUAUUAAGAUUCUUUUAAAAAAAAAUCUGUGAAAUUAACAUGCUUGUGUAUAGCUUUCUAAUAUAUAAAUAUAUAUACUAAUGAUUUUUGUUGGUUUCUUAGUGGAGUUUCUAUGUGCAGUUGCACAAGUUGUCUGGUUUGUUUUAUUUGAGCCCUGGACAGUGCUGUUCAGGCAUGUAUUUAGUCUAACCUUAAAAACCAGCUGGAAAGCAUUGCCAGGGUUUUGUGUGACGGAGGUAAGACAGGCCUGAAUGCUAAAACACAACCUGUUAGUGGAAAAUGUCAUGAGACUGGGACUGGGGACGACACAGAAAUAAAUGUAGACACAUGAUGUACAUGAUUGUCAUACUGAUGAGGAAAUAUGACCGACCCUCAAUUCAUAUCUAAAUGCGUCUGAAUGCAUCAGACAUUUCAUUCUUAACUUAAUUAUCUAAUUUAAUAUAUUGAAUCUUAUAAAACAUGUUUUUAACAUUAGCAAUGUUCAGUUCCAUCUUAAGUCUUUACCACUUGUGUUUGAGAUUUUGCACAAGCCGAGAUCCAAUGUAUACAACAUUUAUUUUGAAUCAUGUAAUAUAAUUUUGCAAAGUGCAGUGUGAUUAAUUAUUCCCGAUCAUUUGCAACCUAAUUUGAUUUGGCGUCGUGACUCCUCAUGUUCCAGUCUUCAAAACAGGGUUCCACAUCAUUUACCAAAUGUCACAUAACAGCUCAGCGUCAGAUACACAAGGACAGAUUGAUCAUGCUGGUAUGAAAGAAGCACAAUUGUUUAUUUUAAAGAAAUAGCUGUUUGAUUUUCUCUUUUUUAAACAAUGAAACUAUCCACAUAUCUCUCUGCCUCCCACUCCCGUAUCUGCUGUCACUUAAGUGUUAUAAUAUUUCUGUGUGCAUAUUUCAUGCAGGUUCACUAUGUUGUUACUGUAUACAGUCUGUGUAGUCAAACAGGGGCAGAGCCUCUAUGGUGUUCUUCUCUUUUUUUUUAUUCAAUUCAAAAAGGUUGAGAAAAAAAUAAACAUGAUGUUUCAGGCAGCAUAAGUGUGGAGAAACCAAAGCCAGUGGCAUUUAUUUGUUGUAAACCCAACUUUUAUUUUCACAUUCAUUUAUGGUUUUUGCAAGCAUUGAAACAAGACAAUAAAAGAAUUUGCUCAAAUGUACAAUUGGUUUCACAUUUCAAUUUCAGCCAAUAAAAAGUAGCUUUAGAUCUUCCACCAAACACAUUGCUCAUUGGUCUCCCUGUGCAAUGAAAAGGGUUAUAUUCAAAAAGCUAUUUUGUUUAUAAAAUUUGUAAUUUACUGAGAAUCCACUGAGUCAUUUAGGCCUGAUCAUGUGAAUCGCUUGCCUGCUGUCCACUUGAUCAAAACCCACCUCGAAAAUUGUCAUGCUACUUGAUAAUGGAUUCAAAAUAUACCAACAUGUCCUGAUGGUUUAUUAGAGUACAAUCGUUUUGAGAAUAAGUUUAACCAAAGACACAGAGAAAACUUGUCUUUAUAUCUCUGUUUUUUCUUCUUUUUGUGUUUGUUAAAUUUAAAGACUUUAUUUUUCAUCACCUGUUGAUCAGUGGUUCUUUGUCAUAAUUAUAAUAGAUUAAAUGUUGGUACCUCAGACGUGACAAGAAGUACCUCAGCUGAUGUUUUGAUUCAAGGGGGAGACCAUACACCUGUACAGCCAUGUGUAAUAACCAUGUAAUAACAUUGCUUGAGGUCCCUACAAUCACAUGGGAUUCUUUGUUGCUCCACCGUGUUUGUGGUUUAUUUAAGUUGUAUUCGAAAGCUAAAAAAAACCGUUUUUUUUCUUUAAAAGGUAAUACUGUAUGUUAAAAUGCUUAAAAAGUCAGUCUGUAGUAUCAAAUGUAGCUUGUAUAAACCUGAAUAUGGGGAGGUUGGAACUAAGGUUUUCUGGAACGCAAGAGCGGCUUUUAGCGGCAUAAGCUGGCCUUUGUCGCCACUUGAGACUAAGAUGGUAUUAAAUUAAAUCCACAUCUCUGUAACUCAAGGGACUUGAUUCAGCUGUAUGUAGUAUGGGGAUGGAAAAAAAAAAUCUCCUCUGCUGGAGGGAAAGGCUAUUUGUAUUUUGCAGAGAUUUCAGUAAAGUUACUGGCUUUCUUAGUUA
Eleginops maclovinus (Patagonian blennie) is the source of this 5346-nucleotide messenger RNA. RefSeq names its product myocyte enhancer factor 2cb (gene mef2cb). Lineage: Eukaryota; Metazoa; Chordata; Actinopteri; Perciformes; Eleginopidae. Bases 531 to 1967 code for a protein of 478 amino acids. Gene Ontology annotation, molecular function: DNA-binding transcription factor activity, RNA polymerase II-specific; RNA polymerase II cis-regulatory region sequence-specific DNA binding; protein dimerization activity. Gene Ontology annotation, biological process: cell differentiation; positive regulation of transcription by RNA polymerase II; heart development. The record is from RefSeq and is a predicted model, not a curated record. The transcript has 12 exons.